UUGGUUGCCAAAUCGUCAACGGAGGAGAACGUGAAGGAAAAGAAGUGGCACUACCGAAUUCGGUGCGGAUUCUGUAGCGUAUAACGUAAAUUGAUUAUUUUUGUGAAAAUGAAAAAUUUCAUUUUUUUAGUCAUAGCGAGUCUCGUACUUUGUUUAGUGCCUAGUCCUGUAUUGGCACAACCUGGUGAAACGCUUGUGCUGCUAGAUAAUUUAGCCAUACGCGAAACGCAUUCAAUCUUUUUUAAAAGUUUACAAGAAAGGGGAUACAAACUUACGUUCAAAUUAGCAGAUGAUGCUAAUUUGGUACUUUCGAAAUACGGAGAGUUUUUGUACAAGCAUUUAAUUCUGUUCGCCCCCUCAGUCGAAGAAUUCGGUGGAUCUUUGAGCGUUGAAGCGAUUACGGAGUUUAUUGACAACGGUGGCAACGUGUUAGUAGCGGGAAGCUCAAGCGCUGGUGACGCUCUUCGCGAAUUAGCUUCUGAGUGCGGAUUCGAGGUAGAUGAAGAAAAUGCAGCCGUAAUCGAUCAUCUGAACUAUGAUGCGUCAGACACUGGAGAUCACACUUUGAUAGCCGCUUCGCCUGAAAAUUUGAUUGAUUCUGAAAUCAUUGUUGGAAAGAAGACGGUUGGCCCGUUACUGUACCGAGGUACGGGAUUGCUGGCCGACAAAGAGAAUCCAUUAGUCCUGCAGCUAUUGACGGCCGAUAGUAGCGCAUACAGUUAUAAUCCGGACACCCCCAUCAAGGAAUAUCCACAUGCUGUGGGAAAAGGAACAUUGCUGAUUGCGGCUUUGCAAGCUAGGAACAAUGCUCGCGUAGUAUUCUCUGGUUCUUUAUUCUUCUUCUCUGAUGAAGCAUUUUUGUCACCUGCGCAACGUACCGGCAAUCAGGAAGUAUCUAUUGCCAUUAGUAAGUGGGUCUUUGGUGAAAACGGUGUUAUCAGAGUUAAAUCGGUACAGCACCAUAAAGAAGGAGAACAUCAUCCUCCGUCUUCCUACACAAUCACCGAACCAGUCGUUUACACUAUCGAGAUCGAAACACUCGCCGAUGAUGGCAAGUGGAAACCAUUCCAAGCAAAUGAUAUUCAGUUGGAGUUCGUGCGGAUCGAUCCAUUCGUUCGAACCACCUUGAAGUCGAUUGGUGGGGGGCGAUACCAGGCUAAAUUCAAGAUUCCCGACGUAUACGGGGUCUACCAAUUCAAGGUUAAUUACGACCGCAUUGGCUACACACAACUGUAUUCGACAACACAGGUUUCAGUUCGACCACUGACGCACACUCAAUACGAACGGUUCAUUCCGAGUGCUUAUCCGUAUUACGCGAGUGCUUUCUCAAUGAUGGUCGGUGUGUUCCUUUUCUCCUUCAUUUUCUUGCACUACAAAGAAGAAUCCUCUGGAGCAUCGGUGAAACCAACCGGUAAAACAGGUGGCGGCGGUGACAAGAAGAGCCAGUAAAUCGAAUGAAAUUUUUUUUCGACUGCCUCUAGGAUCUUAGUCUAAGCUUGUAGAAAUGAAAUAAUAAAAUUCGAAUACAAACAA
This is a messenger RNA of Wyeomyia smithii (pitcher-plant mosquito), 1533 nucleotides long. It is a transcript of the gene Ost48, whose product is annotated as dolichyl-diphosphooligosaccharide--protein glycosyltransferase 48 kDa subunit. Bases 109 to 1449 code for a protein of 446 amino acids. Gene Ontology annotation, cellular component: oligosaccharyltransferase complex; endoplasmic reticulum membrane. The transcript has 2 exons. NCBI's taxonomy places the organism in Eukaryota, Metazoa, Arthropoda, Insecta, Diptera, Culicidae. The record is from RefSeq and is a predicted model, not a curated record.